AUGCAAAGUUCAAAGCUCCAUCACCAUUGGUGCAACAUCAUUGUAUUGCCUUCAUUCCGAUCCUCGUUACGAAGUACGCGCAAGCAGAAGUUGGUCAGUUUCCCGGCUGUUUUUGUACUUUCAAUCACGACUCUGCAGAUCCUCAAUACGGAUAUAGGCUAUGCCAACCCGACGGUCCCCACCUGCUCUCGUUGCCGCCAAACCAAUGCUUGGACUUCACGCCUAUCCAUCGCCCUUUCUCCCAGUUGUCUCUAUCUUGCUUCAACUCAAUCGUCAACGGAUCUGUCCACCUCCUCAUUCUCAACCACAAUCCUCCCGUAUCGGAUCCGCAAGGAAUCUUCGUCUUCGAAUGCUAGGAACUAUCGUCAGGUGAUACUUCCUAUUGUGCGUUUGGGUCUGAUUGGACCACGGAGCUGGGUGUAUCGUUGGAAAGACCUUUCAGUAAAAUAG
This is a messenger RNA of Laccaria bicolor S238N-H82, 450 nucleotides long. RefSeq lists its product as uncharacterized. Bases 1 to 450 code for a protein of 149 amino acids. The record is from RefSeq and is a predicted model, not a curated record. NCBI's taxonomy places the organism in Eukaryota, Fungi, Basidiomycota, Agaricomycetes, Agaricales, Hydnangiaceae. The transcript is spliced from 3 exons.